AAAUAUAUACAAAUUUUGUGCGAACUUGAAUAAUUCAUCAGCUGAAUGCACAUGAGUAAUACUAUUUCUGGAAUGUUCUAACUUUCAUAGCUUUAAAUUGGGGGACAGGUUUGUAAUCUCAUGUGCUCUAUCUAGCACCUCUCUCUCUCUGCGGGUUCACAUUUUCUAUUUUUGGGUGAAUCUGUUUUUGCUUACCUGGAAACCUAGAAGAAAGGAAAAAUGGGAAGAGCCCCAUGUUGUACCAAGGUGGGCUUGAAGAGAGGUCCGUGGACAGCCACAGAGGACACGUUGCUGACUAAUUAUAUCAAGUCUCACGGUGAAGGCCAUUGGAGAUCUUUGCCUAUAAAGGCUGGGCUGCUUCGGUGUGGGAAGAGCUGCAGACUAAGAUGGAUGAACUAUAUCCGACCUGAUAUUAAGCGAGGAAACAUCACUCCUGAUGAGGAUGAUCUCAUUAUCAGGCUCCAUUCUCUUCUGGGCAAUCGUUGGUCUCUCAUUGCCAAAAGACUUCCUGGCCGGACAGACAAUGAAAUAAAAAAUUACUGGAAUUCUCAUCUCAGUAAGAGAGUAAAAAAAUCGGAAACCAAUUCAAGCAAUUCCAAAGAAGCAUCAAGAAGCAGCCGUAAAGCAAACAAGACUAGUGAAAAGAAGCAAAAGAGUAAGGAAAAACAAGAGGGUGCAAAUCCUACUGCGACGACCACAGUGCAUCAGCCAAAAGCUAGCAGGGUUUCACCUUUUUCAGUGCUAACGGGGAGCAGCGGUUUUGACAGUAAGAUAAGUGGGCCAUCUAGCUGUGGAGAAGGGAGCAGAUCAGGAGCUAAUAGUGAUACCGAUGUCUUUGAUUUUCCCCCUUAUUGGCCUGACGGUAAUGCAGGGGCAGCUACUAAUAGCGGAAAGGCAAUGGUUUAUGAUGAAAAUCAACAAGAAUUCCCUUACGGCUUUGACACCGGAGUAGGAGAUGGUAACAUGCUUGACGACAUUUUUCAGGAAUACCAGAAGCUUCUGGUGGUGGAUCAUGACCCUGGCGAAAGAAACUCCUUCGCUGAUUCUCUCUUGAUCUGACGGCGUUGCUUUCUUCCCACGGUGGUGAUAAUAAAGUUUUGUCUGUUCUAAGCUAUCCUGAUAGUCCAACAUUUUGACCAAAUUUCUUCAGUCUCAUCAAGCUACAAUCUACUUUCAAUCCUAAAAACAUAAUUAUAUAUGUAUUUAUCUUCACCAACAGGUAUAUAAAUGAAAAUAAAUCUACCUAUAUAUCAUUUAUUAGCUAUAUUCUGCGAGUUGUUCUAAAGUAAAGUGGAAGAUAGUAAUUCGAAUUGUAAAUAGGAGAAAGAAUAGGGAAGAAAAAGAGGAUCAGCCAUUUCAGUUGUAGAUCAGUGUUCACGGUACUCGAUGUUAACUCUGGGAAUUUGGUACUACCACAGCCGCCCCAAUC
Molecule: messenger RNA, 1429 nt
Organism: Theobroma cacao (cacao)
Lineage: Eukaryota; Viridiplantae; Streptophyta; Magnoliopsida; Malvales; Malvaceae
Source: RefSeq, a predicted model, not a curated record